ACCAAUUAUGGUAAAAUAACAUCUUGUUUCUAUGUAAUAUCGACCCGUUGUUCCAUAUAAGACAUUUACAGUAUGAGGUGAAAUGUUGUGUUUAUACAACAAAGCCCAGCACAUUAAAGCGUGCUUGUGAAAAGCCACCAGUUUCACAGGAAGUUUACCCACAAUAUAUGGACAUUGUAGUAAAAAAUGAAGCCCUUCGAACUUCUGAAAAACAUAUUGAGGUAUAAUAUUCCAGAAGCUAUGAGGAUUUUUUAAUGUACCUUUUAACCCAGUUGAUUUUGAUAUCUGAUUGAAGAGAGUGAAGUCUAAGACAUUUAGACCGCCAUCACAAACCCUGUUGGUGAUAACAUCUCUUUUUAUCUUAUGUGGCUUGUUUUUCCAUAUGAAGUUGUACAAUAGCCUAUCUAAGGUACAGCAAUUGGAUUUGGGAAUGUCAAUAGACAAAAAAAGAUAGCCCCUCAGCUUUGGAUAAAAGCACCCUUCCUUGAAGACUUAAAUCCCUCCCUAACCAUGAGGAUAUUUUGUUUUAGACAGUGUCACACCCUGACUGUAGAGAGCCUUUUAAUGUCUCUAUUUGGUUUGGUCGGGGUGUGAUUUGGGGUGGGCGUUCUAUGUUUCGUUUUCUAUGAUUUUGUGUUUCUAUGUUUUGGCCGGGUAUGGUUCUCAAUCAGGGACAGCUGUCUAUCGUUGUCUCUGAUUGGGAACCAGACUUAGGUAGCCCUAUUCCCUUCUUUCUGUGUGGAAUGUUGACACUAUAGCUUCACGGUUGUUUAUUGUUGGCGGCAUAUAAAGGAAUAUGUACGCACACCAUGCUGCAUCUUGGAUCUCUUCAUUCAACGGCCGUGACAGACAGAUUCAGUUAAAGGAUUCAGAUCAUUCACAGCCUUAAGAUUGUUGGUGAUCUUUACACUGAGGUCUAUGGUUACAUUUUCCUGAUGAACAGAGUUAUGGCUGACCCGAUUCAGGUUUUUGUGGACCGCUGGCCAGAAUUCAAUGUCAUUCUCUGCAAACCACCAUAUGGGAAGGAGGGGGACCUAUUUAAAGACACAUGUGUUUUUACUAAAGAUGAAGCUUCUUUUAGGAAUAUCCUUGGAGAGAACAACAUAAUUGACUGGACAAAGUUCCUCUGUUUAGGCACCAGUCUUUGCUAUGAGGAGAUGAUGAUGGCGGUGGCUUCUGAGAGAAAGGUGCCCGUGAAUAAAGUGUCUGUGAGUCACAUGAUGAUGCUCCAGGAUCCAUCCCGCCUUCCACCUGUAGAAAGUGCAAUUGAAUCAAUGAUAUCCUCACUGGACGAAUCCCAUGCUGAUCUUGUCAACAAAACCUGGAAGUUCGGGAACACUGAGAACAGUUUCCAGAUGAUCCGGGACAUGAUCCGGCACUACCCGUCUUGCUGUGUGCUGGAUGCAGAGAGCCAGCUGCCCAUAGCCUGGGUUCUGACCUAUCCCUCCUGUGCCAUGGGUAUGUUGUACACCCUGCAGGAGCACAGAGGACAGGGCCUGGCCAAAGCCCUGGUCAACAGCAUGUCCAGGAGACUCUAUUCUCAGGGCUUCCCAGUGUACUGCUUCGUUGAGGAGGAGAAUACACUGUCCUACAACCUCUACACCAACCUGGGCUUUACUGAGGACCCUCAAUACAGGGCUGCAUGGUUUGACUUUAACAGUUUGUGAUUAAGGUCGUGCAUAGAUAUCAAUGUUGACAUUAAAAGCUAUGCUAUUAUCUAAAAAAAAAAGACAGUGUGUGAAGAGAUCAUAUCAUUGCAGGAUGGACUUUGAGCAAAUAUUACUUUGAACAGUUAUUAAAUGUAUCUAUGCACACAAUUCAAAUACCAUUUAGACUGGCAACGAUUCCAUUAGCUUACAUUUAGCAACAAUCUUAUCCAGAGUGCUUACAUUUUUUUACUUUUCCUUACUGGUCCCCUGUGAUUAAGGUCGUGCAUAGAUAUCAAUGUUGACAUUAAAAGCUAUGCUAUUAUCUAAAAAAAAAAGACAGUGUGUGAAGAGAUCAUAUCAUUGCAGGAUGGACUUUGAGCAAAUAUAACUUUGAACAGUUAUUAAAUGUAUCUAUGCACACAAUUCAAAUACCUUUUAGACUGGCAACGAUUCCAUUAGCUUACAUUUAGCGACAAUCUUAUCCAGAGUGCUUACAUUUUUUUACUUUUUCUUACUGGUCCCCUGUGGGAGUCAAACCCACAACUCUGUCGUUGGAAGCGCCAUGCUACCAACUAAGCCACACGGCACCCCAUGAUGUUUGUUUCUCCAGGCUUAUUUUCAGUGUGGUGUAAUUAGAAUGCUGCAUAGUAAAAUAUGCUAAUUGUAUUCUGAGCUAUAACACUUCAUCAGUGUUGUUUAGAUUUCUGAUUCCAAAUGAGGGAAUGUUUACAAAAACAAAACAAAAAAUAGAAUAAAUACAAUUUAAACUCAA
Messenger RNA from Oncorhynchus gorbuscha (pink salmon), 2421 nucleotides. RefSeq lists its product as uncharacterized. The record is from RefSeq and is a predicted model, not a curated record. The coding region runs from base 936 to 1667 and encodes 243 amino acids. Gene Ontology annotation, molecular function: glycine N-acyltransferase activity. Lineage: Eukaryota; Metazoa; Chordata; Actinopteri; Salmoniformes; Salmonidae. Gene Ontology annotation, cellular component: mitochondrion. The transcript is spliced from 6 exons.